AUGAAAACCAGCCCCCGUCGGCCACUGAUUCUGAAAAGACGGAGGCUGCCCCUUCCUGUUCAGAAUGCCCCAGGUGAAACAUCAGGAGAGGAACCUAAGAGGCCCCCUGCCCAGCAAGAGCCUGGUCAAGCACAGGCCUCCAAGGAGGCGGCAGACUCCAACUCUUGCAAGUUUCCAGCUGGGAUCAAGAUUAUUAACCACCCCACCAUGCCCAACACCCAAGUGGUGGCCAUCCCUAACAAUGCCAAUAUCCAGAGCAUCAUCACAGCAUUGACCGCCAAAGGAAAAGAGAGUGGCAGCAGUGGGCCCAACAAAUUCAUCCUCAUCAGCUUUGGGGGAGCCCCCACGCACCCUUCAGGACACCAGCCUCAAGCCCAAACCAGCAAUGAUCCCAGGAGGACAGAAGUGGUCACUGAGACCCUGGGACCAAAGCCUGCAACUAGGGAUGUGAAUCUACCUAGACCAUUUGGAGCCCUACCUGGGCAGAGAUGGGAGAGCUGUGCUGGCGGUGAGGCAGCAGGCUGCACUCUCGACAACAGCUUGACCAACAUCCAGUGGCUCAGAAAGGUGAGUUCUGAUGGACUGGGCUCCAGCAGCAUCAAGCAAGAGACGGAGGAAAAGGAGAAUCGUCACCUGGAGCAGAGUCAGGUAAAGGUUGAGGAGCCCCCGGGAGCAUCAACUUCCUGGCAGGACUCUGUGUCUGAGCGGCCACCGUAUUCUUACAUGGCCAUGAUACAGUUCGCCAUCAAUAGCACCGAGAGGAAACGCAUGACCUUGAAAGACAUCUAUACUUGGAUUGAGGACCACUUCCCCUAUUUUAAGCACAUUGCCAAGCCAGGCUGGAAGAAUUCCAUCCGCCACAACCUUUCUCUCCAUGACAUGUUUGUUCGGGAGACAUCUGCCAAUGGCAAAGUCUCCUUUUGGACUAUCCACCCCAGUGCCAAUCGCUAUUUGACAUUGGACCAGGUAUUUAAGCCACUGGACCCAGGGUCUCCACAAUCGCCUGAGCACUUGGAAUCACAGCAGAAACGACCCAAUCCUGAGCUCCGCCGGAACGUGACCAUCAAAACUGAACUCCCACUGGGCGCACGGCGGAAGAUGAAACCACUGCUGCCACGGGUCAGCUCAUACCUGGUACCUAUCCAGUUCCCGGUGAACCAGUCGCUGGUGUUGCAGCCCUCAGUAAAGGUGCCAUUGCCCCUGGCAGCUUCACUCAUGAGCUCAGAGCUUGCCCGCCAUAGCAAGCGGGUCCGUAUUGCCCCCAAGGUGCUGCUAGCUGAUGAUGGGGUGGCCCCUCUGCCCACCGCAGGGCCUGUGCAAGAGGACAAAUUCCUGCUUGGAGAAAGGCUGUCUCCUCUGCUUCCAGUUCAGUCCAUCAAGGAGGAAGAAAUCCAGCCCGGGGAGGAAAUGCCACUCUUGGGGAGACCCAUCAAAGUAGAGAGCCCGCCCUUGGAGGAGUGGCCUUCACCAUGCCCAUCUGUCAAAGAGGAACUGUCGCACUCCUGGGAGGGUUCGUCCCACUCUCCCACCCCAAGGCCCAAGAAGUCCUACAGCGGGCUCAAGUCCCCAGCCCGAUGUGUCUCGGAAAUGCUCGUGAUCAAACGCAGGGAGGGACGGGAGAUGAGUCGGUCUCGCAGAAAACAGCACCUCCUGCCUCCCUGUCUGGAUGAGCCUGAGCUACUCUUCUCCGAGGGCCCCGGGGCUUCCCAGCGAGCCACAGAGCUCACUUUGCCCGCAGUGUCCUCCGAGCCCACCUCCCGGCUUGGCUCCUGCCAGGAAGAGGGAGGACCCUUUAAGACACCCAUUAAGGAGACACCGCCCAUCUCCUCCACCCCGAGCAAGUCUGCCCUCCCCGUGACCCCUGAAUCCUGGAGGCUCACACCCCCAGCCAAAGUAGGGGGCCUGGAUUUCAGUCCGGUACAAGCCCCCCAGGCUGCCUUUGGCCCCCUGCCUGAUUCCCUGGGGCUAACGGAUUUUAGCACCACCCCGCUGAAAAGUAUCCCACUCUUUGACUCACCCCGAGAGCUCCUCAAUUCAGAGCCCUUUGACCUCACCUCUGACCCCUUCAGCAGCCCUUCCCCCUCAGAUAUGGAAGUCCCCAAGCCGGGCUCCCCCAGGUCACAGGUUGCCAGCCUUUCAGCCAACCGUUCUCUGACGGAAGGCCUGGUUCUGGACACAAUGAAUGACAGCCUCAGCAAGGUCCUCCUGGACAUCAGCUUCCCUGGCCUGGAGGAGGACCCUCUGGGCCCUGACAGCAUCAACUGGGCUCAGUUCAUUCCCGAGCUGCGGUAG
This is a messenger RNA of Puma concolor (puma), 2292 nucleotides long. Lineage: Eukaryota; Metazoa; Chordata; Mammalia; Carnivora; Felidae. The record is from RefSeq and is a predicted model, not a curated record.